Molecule: messenger RNA, 1818 nt
Organism: Planococcus citri (citrus mealybug)
Lineage: Eukaryota; Metazoa; Arthropoda; Insecta; Hemiptera; Pseudococcidae
Exons: 4
Coding region: 227-1504 (425 amino acids)
Biological process (GO): sensory perception of smell; detection of chemical stimulus involved in sensory perception of smell
Cellular component (GO): plasma membrane
Molecular function (GO): olfactory receptor activity; odorant binding
Source: RefSeq, a predicted model, not a curated record
UUUCAUAAAUAUAUAUUUACCUAUUACCUACUCACUCGAUAGUGCAUAAUUGAACACCGCCGAUUGUAUACACUUCAACAUACAGACUUACAGACUCUUGGUAACUACGUACUUGUAAACAUUAUAUUAUUAUGCACAUUUUAUUAAGAUAUCUGUUCGGAGUUAGUCGACAGUCGUUGCUUAUAGUUAGUCAGUUUUUGAAUAGAACAUCAAACAGUACAUCUACAUGAAUACAGUAAUUGUGAUUGAAAAUUUUCUCAUCAUGGAAGUUAUAAGAGAUGUUAAAAAAAUAGUGCUCCAAGCAUUCGGAAAAGAGAAUAUGUUCGGGUUCGAGACGACCUUAGCUAAUCAGCUUUAUUUAAUUUACUGCAUGAUGGGUAAUAUAUAUUAUACUGAUAAAAUACACAAGAAAACGAAGGUGUUUUGGUUUUGUAGCACUUACUCAGUAUUUAUACAAAUCGUUGUGUCCAUAAUAUCAUACCUAAUCUACGGCAGACAGACUGGGGAUCUUGUGCUACUCAUUUACACCGGAUUUGCAACCAUUUUUGCUGUAAAUGAAUUAAUUGUGAAACCGGCAAUCGUAUUCUUAUAUAGAAAUGAAAUAGAACGAAUGAUUUUGGCGGCUGAUCGAAUACUGAUGAAAAAAACAAGUAAAUUUGAAAACGAAAUCGAAGUAAAACAUACAGUGAUAAAUGCUCUAAUGGCAUAUUUGAUACCACUUAUACCAUACGUUUUAAUUACGGUGCUGGACAUGGCGUUAUUUUAUGAGGAAGAAAAAGUACAUAAUUAUAAGUAUUACGUGAUACCUUUUUCUGGUCUUGAACAUCACGGAUCGCUGGGACUUUAUUCAUUGAUUACCAUUAUGACCGUUUGGCAGGGAUUCUUUUUUUUUAUUGUUUGCUCAGCUAAUCGAAUUUUGACAAUACCCUGGAUUGUUGUUUGUCAUAAUGAGACUCAACACAUCAUCAACGAAUUGAAUACAUUAAGCAAAGAUGUUGAUAUAAAUAUCGAUAAUUACAAAAGUAUGGAACCUAAAUUCAAGAAUGUCUUGAAAAACUGUAUACAAGAUACAAACAAUCUCAGAAGAUUCAUUUCAAUUUUUCGAGGCUAUCUGGAAGCCACAGCUGGUAUCAUACUUCCAGUUAUAUUAUAUGUUGAAGUUACCCACGCUUUGGUUUUCAUUUUGCCAGGUACUCCAAUCAUGGUGAGAAUGAAAGAAUUCUGUGUCUUCAUCUCAACUAUUCUAGAAGUAUACAUGAUCUGUUGGGUGGGAGCUACGCUUGAAGACAUGACAUCAGAUUUAUCCUAUGCGGUUUACUCUACACCAUGGUAUUGGUCCAAAAACAUUCGGAAGGACGUUUAUAUAUUUCUGUGCGAGGCGCAAGCACCAAUCAAUCCUGUCGCCCUCAGUGUUUAUCCAUUGACACUGGCAACAUUUCUUCGAUUUUGCAACGUUAUCAAUUCAACAGUGAACGUUUUUCGAGCCUACACUCAGAACGCAUAGACCUUCUACCUACUGUAUAAUUAAUCUAAUUCAAUUGCGGAUAAUAAUGCACAUAACUUUUCACAAAUUUUCCAAGCACCUACAUAUUUCGACAUUACCUAAGUUAAUCCGUCAGUAGAUGAUAUAGCAAUCAUUUAUACUAGGUACCUGAAUUGAAAGUUUGUUAUUUCAUCUGUGUAUCACUUUAACACUGAUAGAUGAAAUUUUUUGAAAUUUUAUGUAGCUUCAAAACGAAUUAUCUACCUAGGUAUGAUGCAAACAAAAACACCAAGUAAAGUUUAUGAAAAUUUGCUAUUAAAAUUUUAUCAUCUCAA